This is a messenger RNA of Penicillium mononematosum, 912 nucleotides long. RefSeq names its product oxidase ustYa family protein. The transcript has 6 exons. Bases 1 to 912 code for a protein of 303 amino acids. Gene Ontology annotation, biological process: mycotoxin biosynthetic process. The record is from RefSeq and is a predicted model, not a curated record. NCBI's taxonomy places the organism in Eukaryota, Fungi, Ascomycota, Eurotiomycetes, Eurotiales, Aspergillaceae.
AUGGAGAAAUAUUCAAAGCUGGGUCCUGAGGAUAAUCCCUCUGUGGAAUCCUUGCUCCACGGUAGAAAUGCAACUUGUUCGGAAGAUGAUGGCUUAGACAGCUUCACUUUCAAGCAGCACGAUGUUUCCUGGCUUAAGCGACACAAGAUCUCCAUCGUCUUUAAUUUUCUCGUAUUAUUGCUGAACCUGAUACUAUGUUUCUUAUUUUACGCCUGGCUCAACCACCAAUACUCCCAUUACCCACUUUUCAAAGAGACACCCGCUCGCGAUGUUAUCAGAUUCGAAGGAAGGCAGCUGGAUUUGCUACCUGUAUAUCUGCCCAAUGGGACCUUGAACCCUGAAAAGCCAGGACAUUUCAACGGAAAACCAACAACCGAACUCGCCGAAGAUUGGAAGAGUAUCAUGCAACACCAGAAUAUUCGUCUGCAAAAAGAUGAACUUGGUCCAUUCGCCCAUGAUGACAGCGUCAUCCAACUUGCGGAUGGAUCUGGUUAUUUCGCUACGUUAGCGGUGUUCCAUGGACUGCAUUGUGUGAAAAGAUUCCAUCAUUACAUUCAUCGGGAUUCUUACUAUCCCAACAUGACCAAGGAAGAUACCGCACGCCUCUUGUACCAUACUGAGCAUUGUGUUGACUGGUUGAGGCAAUAUGUACAAUGCAACGCCGACACUACGCUCAUCCCCUUUUACUGGGGAGCUGGACAAAAGCACCCUUUAGCUGUUGAUAAAGCGAAACAUCAGUGCGUGAAAUGGGAGCCCCUGGAGCACUGGAUGGCGGAACAUUCUUUCGACGCCUUCGAGCAAGGUCUACUCAUACAUCCUCUUUACGGGGACCCUUACACUGGAGAGAAGGCGGACACAAUUGGAAUCGCUUUGGGCGAUCAUGCUCUGGAGGUCGGGCAUGGGGGGCAUUGA